AUGAAUGAGCCCCCUGGACAAAGCGUUGCAUCAUUCGCAACAGUCAAACUUCCACUAAUUCAUGGCCCGCUAGUUAAAAUCCAAAUCCAACCGUUCGGCCACGAAUACACAAUUUCGAAAGGACUCCUCUGCGCAGAAUCACCAGUUUUCACAGCCAUAUUCGAAGGCAAUUUUCUCGAAGCCCAAGACCAAACACUAAAACUGGAAGCAAUAGAAGACGUCAUCUCUCCGCGGAGUUUCGAAGCUCUCAUCCAAUGGCUAUACCUUCGUUCCGUCAAGUUUGAUGUCGAUGAUAAUUCGCCCGGAGAACAGAUCUCCGCUGCCAUUGAACUUGCAAGGCUUGCGGAUAUGUACAAUAUCACGGGUAUAGAAGCGCAGAUAACGCAAUAUAUCAAGAGAAUCAUCAUCGCCAAUCCGGAUCCUGACUCGACGGAAGACAGGAUUGUAUGCGACAAUAAUACGGCUUUGAUAGGACGGGAAGAUAUUAUUUCGGGGAUUAUCCUACAUCGCGAUCAUCCAGUUCGACGUCUUUUGGCUCAAGCAUGUGUUGGGGCAUAUCUUCAAAUCGAAGACCACAAGUUUGCUAAGCUGGCUCAAGAAUAUCCUUGUUUUGGAGCUGAUCUCCUUCACGAAGUGAGGUUAACUCUAAAUGGGCUGAAACCCUAUUACAAGGCUCUUUUCAAGGACCCUAUUACAGGGAAAAGAAGGUAUCUUAACCAGUGA
Messenger RNA from Penicillium griseofulvum, 723 nucleotides. RefSeq names its product BTB/POZ domain-containing protein. The transcript has 2 exons. NCBI's taxonomy places the organism in Eukaryota, Fungi, Ascomycota, Eurotiomycetes, Eurotiales, Aspergillaceae. The coding region runs from base 1 to 723 and encodes 240 amino acids. The record is from RefSeq and is a predicted model, not a curated record. Gene Ontology annotation, molecular function: protein binding.